UACGGAGUAAGCAGCUGUUGGUGGUUUUGCUGUUGGAUUGUGAACCUUCAGCAGGGCACUCCCCCCUUUUUCUGCUCUUGUUUUUCUCGUUACUUUUCCCCUUUUCUUUCAUAUUUUGCUAUUCCCCUGCAAGCUGUAUGUCGGCGAUUUGAUUAAUUUGAAUACAACAAAUAAUAAGAAGUAAUAAUACAACGCCUAGAUGAUUCACAGAUGAGAAAAAGAAAACGAUGGAGCUGCAUAUAUUAGAACACCGGCUCAGAGUAGCAAGUAUUCCUAAAGACGGCCUCCCCCAGUUUACACACUCCUUAAUCAAGCUGAUAUUCCUUCCCACCAAGACAAGGUGCAAGUUCAUCAGCCUGACUGAGACUCCAGAAGACUACACCAUCAUUGUAGACGAAGAAGGCUUUCGGGAAUUUCCAGAAUCUGAUCAUUUGAGUGUUGCAGAUGCAGUAUGGUUAGCACUGAAUGUUGUUUCUGGAGGGGGGAGCUCUUCCAGCUCUCAGCCAAUUGGCGUUACUAAAAUCGCAAAGUCUGUGAUUGCACCAUUGGCAGACCACAACAUCUCUGUUUUCAUGCUGUCGACUUAUCAAACAGAUUUUAUCUUGGUACGAGAACGAGACCUACCUCUGGUAAUGCACACACUGUCUGCAGAAUUUACAAUCUUCAGAGUGGUGAAUGGUGAAGCGGUGAGCGUAGAUAAUUUAGGAAUAACAAAUGGAUUUGUGAAGCCUAAAUUGGCUGAACGGCGGAUCGUUCACCCACUCUCUAGUCCUAGUAAUAUGUUUUGUGUCACCAGUCUGGAUCCUGUUACACUUCCAACCAUUGCCACACUCCUUAUGGAUGUCAUGUUUUACUCCAAUGGAGUAAAAGACUCCACAACUGGCAGUGAAGAGUCUGGUCAUAUUCGUUUCUUCUCCUUUUCCCUCAUUGAAGGUUACAUCUCAUUCGUGAUGGAUGAACAGACACAGCAGAGGUUUCCAAACAAUUUAUUGUUUACUAGCGCAUCUGGAGAACUCUGGAAAAUGGUCAGGAUUGGUGGUCAGCCACUGGGGUUUGAUGAAAGCGGUAUUGUUGCACAGAUUUCGGAACCUUUGGCUGCUGCUGACAUCCCAGCAUAUUACAUCAGUACUUUUAAAUUUGAUCAUGCACUGGUACCAGAGGAAAAUAUCAACAGUGUAAUUAAUGCACUUCGUGUCACUCAAGCAGAAAAGCAGUAGACUACACUCUGGAACAUUUUUGGCUUGAGUCUGCUCAGUGUUCCAUGAGAAAUUGAAAUUGGAAUGGUGCCAUGAAAAAUGCUGACUGAGCAAUAAGUAGCAGUUCGAAGAAGCGGCGGCUAGUUGUUCUCCAAAGGAAAAAAAAAUGUUUAUUUUACCAUUAGAUUUUUAAAGAAAUAUAACCACAGUGUUUUUCUUACUUGGAAAUUUGGAAUGUUGAAACCUGCAUCUAUUUUGAAGGUGGCACAAAAGUGUGUUUCACUAGAGUAUGCGUUUUUUCUAAGGCUUUGUAAAAUCAGCUAGAAAUACAUGGCAAGUAGUUGGCUUUUUA
Protopterus annectens (West African lungfish) is the source of this 1548-nucleotide messenger RNA. RefSeq names its product cytosolic arginine sensor for mTORC1 subunit 2 (gene CASTOR2). Gene Ontology annotation, biological process: cellular response to L-arginine; negative regulation of TORC1 signaling. The transcript is spliced from 9 exons. Bases 228 to 1217 code for a protein of 329 amino acids. NCBI's taxonomy places the organism in Eukaryota, Metazoa, Chordata, Ceratodontiformes, Protopteridae. The record is from RefSeq and is a predicted model, not a curated record. Gene Ontology annotation, cellular component: cytosol.